AUGUCUGGAUUCUCUUCAUUAUUUGGUAAAUCUAGUGAUAAGUAUGAUCUGUCUAUAAAUGAGUUGUUCAAUAACUCGGCAGAUGGACCAAUUUCCAAAGAUAAGCUCAUCGAGAGGAAAAGAACAGUAAUUGAAGUACCCAACCCAAAGAAACGUAAACAUACAAAAAGAGAUGAGGACGAAGAGAGUGACAUACAGGAGGAAGAACUGAGUAAACUGGAAGAAAACGAAAGUGAAUCUAGUGAAAGUCAGGAGAGCGAAAAAGAAGAGGAGAAAAGAGCACUUAAAAAGAGUAAAAAAAAGGACGAAAACGACAAUUUGGAAGCCAAAUACUUUGAGAAAGUGAUAAGAUCUGAAGAGAAUGAAGAUGGUGUUAAUGGCAAUGAGGAAUCAAACAAAGACGCCGCAAAAAAAGAAAGCUCACUCCUGGAGCAGGAACCCAAAAAGACCAAAGCAGCUCAAGCCAUUGACUUCAAGGAGGACGAAUUGGAAAAAGCUGAGAGAACGAUAUUUGUGGGUAAUGUUCCUAGCGAUGUUAUAACGUCAAAGACCGUCGCCAAGAACUUCAAAAAACUUUUCAAAGAAUUUGGCAAAAUUGAUUCCAUCAGAUUCAGAUCUAUUUCUUUUGGGGAGAAUUUACCUAGAAAAGUAUCAUUUGCCAAAAAGAGCUUGCAUGAAUCAAGAGAUUCGGUAAAUGCGUAUGUUGUUUUUGCUGAAAAACUGGCGUCAUUGGCUGCUAAAAAAUUGAAUGCAAAUGUUUUUGAGAACCACCAUCUUCGAGUUGACCAUGUUGCACAUCCGGCACCAAAAGAUAACAAGAGAACCAUAUUUGUUGGUAAUUUGGAUUUUGAAGAAAAAGAAGAGAGUUUGUGGACGUAUUUCAAUGACAAGUUGGAUAAUGACGUUGAAUCAGUGAGGGUUAUACGUGAUUCAAAAACGAACAUGGGUAAAGGUUUUGCAUUGGUUCAAUUUAAUGAUACAUUGACCGUAAACAAGGCAUUGAUGUUGAAUGAUAAGCCAAUGGAAGGAGUAGGCAGUUUGGGAAAGAAAAAGCCCCGCAAAUUGAGGAUAUCAAGAGCCAAAUCAAAUGUCAAGCCUUCGUUAAUGUCACCAAAUCACAUUGAUAAUGUCAAGAAGAGUUAUGCAUCAAAUAAGUCUCGCGAGCAACAAAACUUGACGGAUACUCAAAGGACUAAAUUGGGUAGAGCACAAAGUGUUUUGGGUAAGGCUGACAGAUCAAGAGUUGGCAAGCCAAAGAAGGUGGUGAUUGAAGGUGUCAGAGCAACUAAGGGUCAGAAAAUUGCUGGUAUCAAAGGAUUGAAGAGUGGGAAAGUCAAGAAGCCAAGGAUUAGAGAUCGGUCAACGAAGUUUAAAAAUGAAAGAGAAGCUAUGAAGAAGGAGGUUAGGAAGUAG
Molecule: messenger RNA, 1413 nt
Organism: Lodderomyces theae
Lineage: Eukaryota; Fungi; Ascomycota; Pichiomycetes; Serinales; Debaryomycetaceae
Exons: 1
Coding region: 1-1413 (470 amino acids)
Molecular function (GO): RNA binding
Source: RefSeq, a predicted model, not a curated record